UUUUGGCGCUGGGAACAGUUACGUUUAUUCAUGAUGCCCCAGUGUCACAGGAAAUGUGCUGGGCACCCCCAGAAGCAGAUCCAAGUGUGGCCGCAAAGCGUGCAGGGGCUCUGUCCCCACGCCCAGUGAACUCUCAGACUCAGGCGACCACAGGGGUGCAGGCGGGGGAUGGCAGCAGCCCAAGGCCCGUGCAAAGAGGCAGGAAGUGAAGCUCUGUAAAACAUUUGCUUUCGUAUUCCUCCGCGUCAGGAGACUCCGUGGCUGCUUCCGCAGGUCACGGUUUGAGGGGCGAUGGCAGAUCGGCAACUCCUGAAUGUGCGGACGGAGUUUGUGGAGCGGGUGAGCAAGCCACUGAUCUCUGGCCUGCUGGACGACCUGCUGGCCCAAGGGGUGCUGAACCUGCAGGAGGUAGACGAGGUGCAGGACCGGUACGUGGUGCGCACCGACAAGGCUCGCUGCCUCAUCGAUUGCGUGCGCCUCAAGGGCUCCAGGGCCAGCCAGAUCUUCAUCGACAGCCUCAGGAAGCGCGAUGGUGUCUUGGCAAAGCAGCUGGGUUUGGCCGCUGAGUCGGGGCCUCGUGAUGUGCAGCUGCCCGCCCCCAACAUUGAGGUCCCCACUGGGCACCCCAUCAGCAUCCAGGGCCAGCAGUGGAUCCGGCAGUGCUCCCUGAGCGAGUACCGGCACAUCAGGGACACAGAGGGAGACCAGAUCUAUCCCAUCCAUCUACCACGGGAGACGCGAACCCGUAGGGCCCUGCUCAUCUGCAACAUCGAGUUUGAGCACUUGAGCCGGCGAAAUGGGGCUGAAGUAGACAUGGUGGGGAUGACAAAGCUGCUAGAAGGGCUGGGCUAUGUGGUGGACACCCACUACAACUUAACUUCCCAGGGGAUGGCUACGGUCAUGAAGGAUUUUGCAGACCGUGAAGAGCACUGGACCUCUGACAGCACCUUCCUGGUCUUCAUGUCCCACGGGCUGAGCGCUGGGCUCUGCGGGACCAAGAGCAAAGAUGAGACCACAGACAUCCUUUCCCUCGACACCAUCUAUCAGAAAUUCAACAACCAGAACUGCCGGGCACUGCUGGGCAAACCCAAAGUGGUCAUUAUCCAGGCCUGCCGUGGAGGAAAAAGAGGGUCUGUCUUGGUGAGUGAUUCCGCAGACCCUGCUGCACCUGCUCCUGGCUCGGCUGACGCAUUCCCUGAAGGGCUGGAAGCUGAGGGAAUCCGCGAAGUCCACCUGGAGAGUGAUUUUGCCACUUUACAUGCCUCCACACCUGAUACUUUGUCCUGGAGAAGCACAGAAAAAGGCACCAUUUUCAUCCAGGUCCUGAUAGAACAGUUUCGAAACCAUGCCUGUGACAGCAACUUACAGGAGAUCUUCCGAAAGGUGCAACGCGCCUUUGAAAAGUUCCCUCGGCAGUUGCCAUCACUAGAACGGACCACACUGCUCAGGAAGUUCUACCUCUUCCCAGGCCACUGACCUCCAGCCCAUGGCAACCCCAAACUGGGCAAACUCUUCUCAGGGAGCAACAGACACCUGGCUCUGCAGCACCAAAUGCAAAGCUGAUUAGUGUCUCUCUUAACUGUUCCCAGAGCUGGUACCCAGUUGCGACAGAAACGAUCCGUCACCCCCAGAGACGCUUCCGCCCCAUCUCUGGUUUUAUCCAUCAUCUAAUAAAGAGAUUUUACAGCA
Columba livia (rock pigeon) is the source of this 1689-nucleotide messenger RNA. Its product is annotated as caspase-13. Lineage: Eukaryota; Metazoa; Chordata; Aves; Columbiformes; Columbidae. The record is from RefSeq and is a predicted model, not a curated record. Gene Ontology annotation, molecular function: cysteine-type endopeptidase activity. The transcript has 9 exons. Gene Ontology annotation, biological process: regulation of apoptotic process; regulation of inflammatory response; proteolysis. The coding region runs from base 292 to 1476 and encodes 394 amino acids. Gene Ontology annotation, cellular component: IPAF inflammasome complex; AIM2 inflammasome complex; NLRP3 inflammasome complex.